AGUACUGCUUUUUUCUUCUUGAUUUAGAAUAUGAGAAAUAGCUUUCAACACUCAAAUUUCUUUUCUGCAUAACAGCAGCAUUGCAGGGUGUAAUUCAUACUUUUUUUUUUUUUACAUCCUCAAACAGUCCAUUUGCUUCUACAAUUCCCAGCUGCUCAUUCCUGUUCUGUACUGCUCCCUUCACUGUUCUGUACUGUUCCUUUCACUAUUCUGUGGGACCACUUCAGUGGCCUGGAUUGAAAACCAAGCAUCUUCAAGAGAAUUAACUUUAUUUCUCACCCCUGCCCCUCGUUUAUUUCUAACCUAAAGAGGGCCCCAUAUCUGUUUUGUUUUUCCUUUAGGUGUGUAUCACAACUUCCUUUGUGUAAUAUUGCUAAUAAAAUACCCAGAAAUCAGUUACUUUUCCUUUAGAACAGUCACCGCAUCUAACCAUAUUGACGUGCCAAAUGCCUGUGAAGGCAGAGUGCAGGAUAGGAAUAAAGGCACUGAAGCACUGGGAGAGGGCUGAAAAACUAUCUGCUAGACUGUGCCACAAGGGAAGGUGUGAGAGCCUUUGGAGUUGGUUAGUUGGUAUUUUGUGAUUUUUUGUUUUGUUUGUUCUUGUCCAAUAAUGUCUCUGUUCAGUGCUGAGCAGUUUCUUUAAAUGAAAACAUUUUGGGGAUUUGAUGUGUCUUUCCAUGUACUUUUAAGUGGGAUCAGAUUGUUAGGUUUCCAGGUUGACAUCUAAGAUUUUUGUGUUAUGUCCUAUGUAAGUGGCAGUUCGUGGUUAAAUUGGUAUCGAAAGGUGAAAUCCCAGAGCUUUGAUAGCUGGGAAACUAAGGAAGAAAUACUUAACGUACUGAAAAAAUAAGACAAAGUUGUUCUGUUAUCUCAAUUUACUACUCUGUAUCUGUUUGAAAUAUUAAGCCUUGCUUCAUAGUCUACAACAACCCAAAUGUUUGAAAAAGAAGCUUGAUCCUGUGCUUGUUUUAUUUUCUUCUCUCAUGGAAGAUGCCAGCGAUGGUGGACGAUCCUAUAAAACAGUUUUGGAUCGCUGGAGAGAGUCACUUCUUUCUUCUACCAGCUUGUCUCAAGUCUUCCUUCAUCUGUCUACGUUGGAUCGAAGUGUCAUCUGGUCAAAGUCCAUCCUCAAUGCUCGCUGUAAAGUAUGUCGAAAGAAAGGUGAUGCAGAAAGCAUGGUGCUGUGUGAUGGCUGUGAUCGAGGCUAUCAUACCUACUGUAUCAGGCCCAAGCUGAAGAUCAUUCCUGAAGGAGACUGGUUUUGUCCAGAGUGCCGACCAAAGCAGCGCUCUAGACGCCUUUCCUCCAGACAGAGACCAUCUGUGGAAAGUGAUGAAGAGAUGGCUGAGCGAACAGAAGGGAGGAAGAGGCAAGCUACGAUGAAAUGAGACAAAGCGAGGAAGAGGAUUAUGAAGAAGAACAUGAAGAAGAAGAUGAAUCUCAGGAGGAAGAAGAGAUGAGGUAAACAGGCAUCCAUUAGAGUGAUUUCCUACUGGAAUACUCUCUUGACUGUUAGGUGAAGUAAUUUUUUCAUAUAAGCAAGUCUUGAAAAUCCAGUGCUGAGUGAGGAAGGAAGCUAGUUGUCAAUUUGGCCCUUACUGAUGGGGUUUAAAAAAAGAAAAAA
Molecule: messenger RNA, 1624 nt
Organism: Meleagris gallopavo (turkey)
Lineage: Eukaryota; Metazoa; Chordata; Aves; Galliformes; Phasianidae
Source: RefSeq, a predicted model, not a curated record